AUGGAAGAUAUUCAAAAUACUAUACGACGAAAGUCUCUUGGGAGGAUCGAAGAGAUUGGGUCUCUAUAUAAUGCUACUAUAGAUACGUUCUGUGGAAUCAAUAUAUUAAAUAAAGAAAAGUGGCCAAAUGGUUCAAUUAAAAAAACUAAAAUCUUUCAACCUAAUAUAUUAUGUGGAUAUGAGAAUACAUAUAAGGAAAAGUUCAAAAUGUUAGACGUCGAAGCUGAAUUAAAAUUAAGUAUUAUCGCGGAACUAUUUUCUUGGAAAGGUUUGAAAGGUUCUAUAGAGUAUCUAACUGACGUAAAGGAAAGUUUUAAAUCUGUGAAAAGCAAUCUAAUAUAUAAGAUAACUUCAUUUGAGGAAAAUUUGGACAUUUAUCGUGACGAUGUUAAGGCAUGCAUUUCCACGGAUGAGUUCAGUAAUAACCAUGCUACCCAUGUCAUAAUAGGAAUAAAGUGGGGAGCUAGUAUAAUAGCAUCAAUUGAAUGUAGUAAUGUGAAAGAAGAGGAAAAGUCACAAGUCGAAGAAGGACUAAAGGCAUAUUGUGAAAAUUUAUCAGUUUCUAUUUCUAAGAAAAGCUUCAAAAAUGUUAAAGAGCCGAAUCUUGGGACUCAUUUCUCAAUAAAACUAUUUGGUGAUAUUCCGCAUAACAAGCAGCUUCCUCAGUCUUUUAAUGAAGCAAGAAAGAUCAUAAUUGGGCUUCCUUCGUAUAUUAAAAAACUUAAUAAUGGGAAAGGUGUUCCAAUCGAAUAUAUACUAUAUCCAAUAUCAGAUCUCGCGGAUCUAUUUGCUCAAAAUACCAACGUUAAUUUCAUGGAAACAAGUUUGAGUGAGGCAACUAUCCUAAAAGUAGAACAAAUGUUUGAUAAUUUAUCUGAGUUCAAACAAAGACUUAAUGAUUUAUUCAAUGAUACAAAUGAAGCACAAAUAAUUUUACCUGAUCUCACACCAGUUUUUAAUGAAAUCAAAGACCGUAUGCAAGAAGUCAGAAACGAGAAAGUAAGAUUCGUAAAUGAACUCACAGAAUAUCUUAUUAAAAUACGUUUUAGUAAUGAAGAUACUGACGAACUUGAAAGUAAGAUAGAAACAUUUCAGAAAGGUAACUUGUCUAAGAGCUCUAUAAUGGAAUUUAUUAAAAAGCACCGAUCAGUAUCUAUAAGGGCUGGCUUAGCGCUUGCUAUAAAAUCAAAAAAAGUGGAGAAAAUUGAUAAAAAUUUAACCAUUGAUGAGCACAUUUUGCUUAAAUAUCCAAACAAUGAAAUAUAUAUACUUAUUGAUAGCGAUGAACAUAAUAUUGAUGAUAAGUCAUUUCCAAUAUACAGUAUGUUUCGUGACCUUUACAAUUCAGAUGAAUUGAGCAAGUAUUGUCUUAAAAUAUUUACCGGAAAAGAGUGUUCUAAAUAUCCAGUAAUUCAACAUUAUAUUAAUGGAAAGUUAAAUAGUGAUAACUAUUAUGAUGAUAGCAAAGUGUUAUUUACAUCAAAUGUUGUUAAAUUUGAUCCAGUACCAAGCAAGCCGAAAAAUACUCCUAAUAAGAAGACACAGUUGGUAAUGCCCUGUCCCCAGGAUUGUCCAAUAGUUGAUUGUAAUUGGAGAUGUCUCAAAUGUGAACAGAACAUAAAAUAUGGUUAUAACAAACGUUUGUAUUGUGAUUGCGGUGAAAGUGAUGUUACUCAUUGUAAAUUUAGAUGCAAUAGCUCUCAUCAUACUAGAGGAUACGUACCAUUUGAGUCAGACACACUUAUUAAAGUGUUACCGUCAGCAUCUCCAGAAGAAAUAAACAUACUACUUCUUGGUGAGACUGGUGUAGGAAAGUCUACAUUUAUAAACGCCUUCGUGAAUUAUCUCAAGUUUGAUUCGCUCAGCGAUGCAAAAUCUAGAAAUAUGAGGGUAUUUAUCCCAUCCAAGUUUACAGUAACAGAUGAAAAUUGUGAGAUGAAAACAAUAAAAUUAGGCGAUGAUGAUUCAAAUGAACGGUUAGGAAGUGUAGGAGAGUCAUCUACUAUAUGGUGUAAAAGCUAUGUAUUCCACGCACCUGGAAAUAAACAUAUAAGAUUGAUUGAUACUCCCGGCAUAGGAGACACUAGAGGAUUAAAUGAAGACAAGAAAAAUUUUGAAAAAAUAAUGAUUUCUAUUAGCAAAUACAAAUUUUUAAAUGGGAUAUGUAUCCUUCUCAAGCCCAACAAUCCACGACUUAAUAUAGUGUUUAGAUUUUGUGUACAGGAAUUAUUGUCACAUCUUCAUAAGAGUGCAAAAGAUAAUAUAGUCUUCUGCUUUACAAAUGCUAGGGGAACAUUUUAUCGCCCAGGGGACACAUUGCCAUCACUUAAAAAACAAAUUGACGAGCUCAAGGAACGUUCUAACGUUGAAAUAAAUAUAGAUAAAGAUACUACUUAUUGCUUCGAUAAUGAAUCAUUCAGAUUCUUAGCAGCACUUAAAGAAGGUAUCGCUUUUACGGAAACGGAUGAACUAUGUUUUGCAGAGAGUUGGAAAAAAUCUGUGAAUGAAUCAAGAAGACUUAUUGAGCACAUUUCGGGAUGUAAGCCUCACCAGGUAGAAGAUACUAUAUCGCUUAACAAUGCUAGAAGUAUUGUAAUGCUUCUUUCUAAACCUCUUGCGGAAGUAGGUCAACUUAUCCAAACGAAUAUUAAAUUAAUCAAAGAAAAACAAAGUGAAAUAGAAAACUCUGACAAAACGAUAGAAGAUCUUAAAGACCAACUUUAUAUUCCGCAAAUAGACCUCGAGCCAAUACAAUUGGGAUACCCGAGAACGGUGUGCACAAAUGGCAGCUGUGAUAGAACAUUGAAAAUUAACGAAACAACCAUAAAGAUAGAUUAUAUACAACAUUGUUGCAAACGCUGUUAUGUACCGUUUAAUAACUAUUUGAAAUUAUGCUGGGCCAUGAAAUUCGAUGGAACAUGUAAAGAAUGUGGCUGUGAACGGAAUAAACAUAUGCAUAUUUCUUAUGAGAAUAAACAAAUAAUUAAUAAUAUUGUUAAUGAGGAUGUAAAUUCAGAGAUCUUAAAAAAUAAAUCAGAUCAAGAUGCAAAAAAAGCAAUGAUAAAGGAGUGUGAAGAGAGAUUGACUCAAUUAAAAGGUGAACAGAAUAUAAUAAAUGAAAUUAGUAUUAAAUUUGCACAAUUCCUAAGACAAAACGCAAUAGCAAGUUUCAAUGAUGCGUAUGCGGAAUACUUGGAUCUCUUCGUAAAUGAAGAAAAGAUUAAGAAGAGUGCUGAUCCCAGAAAUUAUGAUGAUGAAAUACUCAAAGGACUUGAAGACACGAAAAAAAGUUAUUUAGAUCAAAUAGAUUUGAUAAAUCAAGCAAUUAGCAACGAUGACACAUGCCCAAUUUCACCAAAGGACAUAAGCGACCUUGAACAACGAUUAUAUGCUUUACCCAUCAACGGACAGACUUUGAAAAAAAUAAAUGAUGAAGUGAAGCGUAGUAGAAUCAAUGAUUUUAAAGAAAGCCAUUAUAUACCUUUAGAAAAUAGCAUGGGAAAAAAUGGAAAUAGCUUAUAUAAAUUACUUGGAAAGUUUUCUAAGAAAUACUUUUAUUAGAUAUAUAAAAUCAGUUUCUUAAAUUU
Molecule: messenger RNA, 3587 nt
Organism: Rhizophagus irregularis DAOM 181602=DAOM 197198
Lineage: Eukaryota; Fungi; Glomeromycota; Glomeromycetes; Glomerales; Glomeraceae
Molecular function (GO): GTP binding
Source: RefSeq, a predicted model, not a curated record